Messenger RNA from Vespa mandarinia (Asian giant hornet), 2130 nucleotides. It is a transcript of the gene Uev1A, whose product is annotated as Ubiquitin-conjugating enzyme variant 1A. Lineage: Eukaryota; Metazoa; Arthropoda; Insecta; Hymenoptera; Vespidae. The record is from RefSeq and is a predicted model, not a curated record.
CCCUUCUAGAGUUUGAAAAGUUCGUGGAAAUAGACAACCUCGCGGAGGUUGGCUGAAUGUUCGCAAAGUGAAUUUCACUUGAAACUUAAGAUUUUAUUUUAUUCGCAUCCAGUUGGGUAAUGAAAAGUCCGUUAAUACUCGAGUUAAUACGCGUACAUUGAAAGGAGAUUGACUCGCGGCAUUGGCCGGCGUUAAACUUGUUAUUCCUUUAAGAAAAAAUACAGUGCUUCGCAGAAAUAAGAAAUAAGAAAUAUGGCGGUACCCACUACCGGUGUAGUUGUUCCACGAAACUUUCGCUUGCUGGAGGAAUUAGAACAGGGUCAGAAAGGUGUUGGGGAUGGUACAAUUAGUUGGGGAUUGGAGAAUGACGAUGACAUGACUCUUACACAUUGGACCGGGAUGAUAAUCGGACCACCCAGAACGCCGUAUGAAAAUAGAAUGUAUAGUUUGAAAAUUGAUUGCGGUCAAAGAUAUCCAGACGAUGCGCCCAAUGUAAGAUUUUUAAGCAGAAUCAAUAUGAAUUGUAUCAAUAGCACUACCGGAGCCGUCGAUAAUCGCAGUGUACCAGUACUUGCAAAAUGGCAAAGGGAAUACACAAUCAAGACAGUUCUACAAGAGCUUCGUCGUUUGAUGACACUCAAAGAAAACAUGAAACUUUCUCAGCCACCAGAGGGCAGUACUUUUUAGCCUAACCACACAUAAAUUUAUCAUUUCUUCCUUUUUAUGGUAGCACGAGGCGAUAUAAUAAUAAAGGUACCAAAUAAUAAUAAAAUGGUGCCCGAUGGAAAUUUAUGCUAAGAUGUAACGCCUUUGCAAAAGAAAGGCGAUAAUAGCUUGAAAAGUUGGAUAUGAAUUUUGUGUUUAGGUAAGCCCAAGAGGUGUUUGUCCUUUAAAUUUUAGGUCAUGUUUAAUCAUUCGCAUGUUUCUAAUGUAAAAAGUUAUUUGUAAUUUUUAGGUAAUAAAACUGUUGCGCGAUAGCCGUAAUGUUUCUCAUCUUAAGAGAUUAUUACUGCUUACUGUUUCUGAGAUGCUUAUGAGGUAUGUGCUUGCAAGACGUAUUUUUCCAACUUUUCAAGCUAUUAUGAUUAAAAAAAAAAAAAAAAAACAAAAAAAAAAACAAAAAAAAAGAAAAAAAAGAAAAAAAAAAGAAAAAAGAAAAAAAAAGAAAAAAAAGGGAAAAAAAAGAAGAAAAAAAAGUCACACAACAAAUAUUUUGAAUCUUAAACUGGAUACACCGAUUGUCUAAUAAAAAGAAUAAUCAGUAAGAACAAAUUAUGCCUUUGAAGUUUUUUAAAUGAAAAACAAAAAGAACAAGAGAGAGAGAGGGGGGGGGGAGAAAAGAAAGGAAAAAAAUAAAAAAUAAAAGUAGCCUCUAAUACAAGCCAAAUAAUAUUUCUGUUUAUAGAUAAGUGCCAUCUUUUAUGAUUUUAAAAUUAUGAUUUUAUGGAGUUGUCUCAAUUAUUAUAGAGGCGGAUUGCCACGAAAAUUUCUAAGCCCAUGUAAAUUUUGACAAAUCGAUUGAAAAAUUGAUAACGCGUAGGUAGCUUGAAUUUGUAAUUCGGAUACGUUGGGAGUGGUUCGUAGAACGAAAUCGUUAUCGGAAUAUAAUCGCUUUUGAUAUGACUAAAUGGCAAGAAGUUGAAUCGAAUUUUCCCUAACCAUAAAUAAAUUCUAUCUAUCUAAUUUAGGAAAAAUCUGACAAAAGUUAGAUCGUUGAAAUUAACUUGUCAAGAAUAUUGUAUAAACGGGAUAAAAAAUUGGACAUUCGACGUCCGUUUAUUGAGACAUCGCCCAAAUACGGCCUCUUACUUCAUACAAAAGGAUAUGUCAUACUGCUUGGAUCACAUGUCGUCUAAUAAAUAAAGAAUGGAAGGUGAUCAUAACAGAAAUAUAAAAGGUCGUAAUUUGAUUCAGAGUAGAGGAUAGGGUAACAUAUAGGGUAUAUGCGUUGCACCGGGCAGGAGUACAUUGAUAUAUGAAGCAUUGCAACUUACAUUUUCAUUUACCUUUUCAUUCCAGUAUAAAUGCGACACAAGACUAUGUAUAUUCCGAUUAUAUUUAAAUUUGGUAAUCCAUUUAGAAAGUGUGUACAUGCUUAAUAAAUACGUAUUUAUGUUAUAAGCUUCAUAA